Messenger RNA from Mytilus trossulus (common blue mussel), 2190 nucleotides. RefSeq names its product inactive tyrosine-protein kinase 7-like. The record is from RefSeq and is a predicted model, not a curated record. Lineage: Eukaryota; Metazoa; Mollusca; Bivalvia; Mytilida; Mytilidae. The coding region runs from base 1 to 2190 and encodes 729 amino acids. The transcript is spliced from 13 exons.
AUGUAUAUAGCAGACGUAAGCACAGAAAAGCGUUUAUACUGUGGACAUACUGGAACUUAUUACAGAUGGGAGCGAGCUGGUAGGAGAAUCUAUGAUAACAAUUUGUUCUCGAACACUACGUCAGAAGUACUUACGCUAUCGAAUGUUGAUAGGAAUGAUAAUGGUAUAUACAGAUGUGAAUAUUAUCAUAAUGGAUGGCAACCUGCUGAUUUUUAUUUAGUUGUGAAAGAUACUAGAUUACCGAUGAUAUAUCUUCCAAGUAACCAAUAUGUUGCAGUGGUUGGAGCUGUUGUUCGUUUGAAGUGUACGUUUGGUCAAACAAUACCAAAGACCACAGCAGCUUGGUGGACAAAAUUCAACAAUGGACUCUAUAUGAACUUAUCAGGUUCAGAUGAUCAGAAAUAUCUAGGGUCAUUUCAAAGCAUUCAACUUAAUUUAUUCAGUGUAACCGAAAGAGAUUCUGGUGAAUAUAGGUGUAAUGGUCAGACCAAAAAUGGUCAAAACUUUCUAGCAACGCAGCUAAUGAUUGGAAAUAAACCACAACCUCCUGCAACAGGAAAACCAAUCAUCAAUGUUAUGGUAGGCAUGGAAGUUACUUUAUCGUGUAUUCCCCAAUUUGCGAAGACCAAUUUAACAUCCUUGUGGUGGGGAAAGAAGUGGUAUGAUGAUUUUCCCAGUAUCAACUAUAAAAACAAGAAUAAAUACAGCGGUGGAAACUUGUCAACACCAAAUCUGACAAUAAAACAAGUCCAUUCCUCAGACGCAGCUGAUUACAGAUGUAACGUAGCUAAUAUAUUUGGAACAUCAUAUGUGGAGUCGAAAGUUGUAAUAGGAAGAGCGCCAUCAGUGAGAGUUUAUAAAAGAGUACAUAAUCCUGUUAUAGGAGACCCAGUUACCUUAGACUGUGUUUUUACUUAUGCUGAUAAAUUCUGUUGGAAACGAGUAAAAAACGGACAGGAAGAACCAGUAGAUACUGCCAGAACUUCUGGAGAAUCAACUCAGUCAUUGACAAUACAGAGUGUAGAACAGCAGGAUGAUGGGGAGUAUAGAUGCUAUGGAUCUAAUGAUAUCUCAACAGCAAACAGUGCAAUAACUGUAUUAUCUGGACAUCCUCCAGUAGUGAAUAUCAGCAAGGACUGCUAUGUCCUUAGAGUAGGAGAUAACGUGACGAUUAAUGUAAUAGUGAAGCAUGCUCCUAUGGAGUCUACAAUAAAUUGGAGACAGGAGGGAAAUAUUAUAUAUAACAAUACUCGUCAGGCAGUCGGAGAACUACGUAAUCCGUUCCUCACAAUUAGAAAUGUCGAGCUGAAGGAUGCAGGAAAUUAUACACUUUUUGUCAAAAAUAAAUAUGGAAACAAUUCAGGCUUUACCGUGCUGAAAGUGAUUUACAUACCACUUGUCACUACGACCACAACAAAGGUUGAGGUUAAUAAAGGAGUCGAUACAGUACUAUUUUGUUCUCAUGACUCCAAUCCAACACCGACACAUGUUUAUUGGACAAAGAACGGUGUCAACAUUUCCGCCCAUGAGACGACCAAAUAUAAUGGCAGUACUAUUGAAUCUCCUUCAUUAGUUAUAUAUGAUACUGGAACGAGUGAUUCCGGAACUUAUGUUUGUUCAGUGUCAAAUAAAUUAGGUUUUGGAUACAGUAAACCACUCCAACUUGUUAUAAGAGAUACUCUGUCUUCUGAAAGAAAGGAAUAUUCCUAUAAGACGCCUUUGAUUAUAACUCUGUCAGUGAUAGUUAUCAUUCUGUUUUUUGUUGGUCUGAUGGUUUGUUACAAACGUCGUCAGCGUAAUAUCAGUCAUUAUGAGAACCCAGACGUUAAACAAGGUGACGUACACAGAUAUAGCACUGCAAGGAAUGUUGACGAAUACGAUUUACCCAACCAAACUGACGAUAAUAAUACAGUAGGGACUACGGGAAGUCUUGAUGACAGAAACGAACAUAAUGAAACUCGAUCUUUCAUGGUUCCCGAAUUUCUCAAACUGCUUAACGAAAAAGACAAAUACACGAGACAAGUUCAACUUGAAUUUAAGAAUCUUUCGGAAUCUGUCAAUCCUUGCCAUAGCGGAAGUGAAUACCAUAACGAAACAACAUCGUUAAUGAAACACAAUAAUCCAGCUAGUAAUACUACUUACCAGAAUACAACAUUAACCAUAAAAGAGGUCUGUACUUUUAUACUUUAA